CAUUGUUGUGCUGUACGUGGCGAUCCAUGCAAGCACGAAAUAUAUAAACAUAAUUUGUUAUCAAUUGUUGUCGUCCAGAAAUAAAACAAUGAACUUUAUAAUACAUUUGGUAUAAAAUGUAAUUAUAUAGUAAAUCGAUAAUAAAAUUCGGUGGAAGUGAAUCCUGAAUCUGAUUUACUUAAAUGCGAUUUUUAAAUGUAUAUAUGUAUGACAUAAGCACACCUUGACAAUAUUUUAAUUUGACGUCCGUCAAAUCUGUGACAGAAAAAUUAGAAUACUGUUUUAUAUUUUACUAUAGAAUUUAAACUAAUAACUACUUGGUUCUUUCCUAAUUAUUGUAAAAAAAUGGCCACAUCUACUUUAAGACAAGAAAUACUGGAAAGGAAAAAAGUAAAGAAGAAAAUGAGUAAUUAUAUUUUGGUUUAAGCAAGGCACAGAUGCAGUUAGCAAUAGUUAAAAAGAAACAAUGUGAUGCUAAAGCUCUUGCAAUUGUUGAACAACUCCUAGAACCUAAAAUAAAUUCUGAAUGGCUUUUAGAUAAUCUGAAAUAUAUUAAUAAAAGUCAUAUGGAAGAUGUAAUUGAAGAACGAGGGAUAACUAAGUUAUGUGGUUAUGUAUUAUGUAAUAGCAAAUUAACAACCAUAAUUGAUCAACAAUAUCAUAUAUCAACAAAGAAGAACAAAGUUUAUGAUGUGACUAGGCGUAAAAAUUUUUGUAGUUCACGUUGCUAUGGAGCUUGCAAUUAUCUCUUACAACAAAUGCUUACAAGCCCUCUGUGGUUAAGAGAUAAGGACGAAAUACCAGUGUUCAAAGUAUUGCCAGCCAAAGAUGAAUUAGUAAGAAGUAUACCUGGAGAUGAAAUUCAUUUUAAUGACAUAACUGUAACAUUGAAUGCUGAUAAUAAGGAGGAAUCAACAGAAGUUAAUACAAAAUGUGACAAUUUGAAUGAUGCAACUUUUGAUGCACAUUCAAAAGUUAAUGAACACAGAAAAUAUGAUACAGUAGAAGAUUCUCAGGCAGCUAGUAAACAUGUAGAACUACACAAUAGUGAAAUGCCAAAUGUAUUGGAAGAACAGUAUUCAAAAAAUUCUGAUGAAAAAUUAGGAGACAUAAAGAAUUCAUCCAUUGAUUUAAAAGAUAUAACUGAUAGUGUUAAACAACAGACAAAUGAUGAUAUUGUUAAAAAAGUUUCUUUCUCAGAUAGUAAUACUGUGCUAAAUUAUUCUGAAAUUGAAGACCUAGACAAUAUGAAUGAUAAUGUUACUAUAAAUGAAAGUCAAAAUGAAAAUACAAAAAAUGAUAGUGAACAAAGUAAUUUAACUACUACCAAGAAAAAUACAGACAUUAGUAAUAACAAUGUUCAAGAAAUAGAAAAAAAUGAACAAAACCGACAUAAACGAAAAAAUGUUAUUAAAGAGAGGCAGACAAAUGAAUUUUAUAAUCUUGCAAUGCAUAUUGAACAUAGUGUAAAAGAGUGGAUAACAGAGGAUACAAUUUCUUUAUUGUCAGGGGAAGAAGAUACUAAGAACCGAUUAUUGGAGAAUAUAAUAACACAUGACAGAUUCUUACAUUUAUGUAAAAAAUUAAAUAAAUUACAAUUAGAAGAUGAGAAAGAAGACCAGACAGAUCUAAUGAAAAGUAAUUUAAAACCUUUACCGCAUUUGUCUGCCCUUGAAGAGGAAGGAAAGAAAAUGGAAUUAAAAGUACGAGCAUUCUACAAAGGCAGUAUGAUCGUAGAAAAUCCUAAAAGUACAGAAAAUGUUAAACAGGAUAGUGACUUUGCUCCAGUAUUACCUUUGAUAGACGCACAUGCACCGAAGGCACUUCGACGUCGUAUAUUUUUAGAUAAACUUAAUAGGAUAUUACCGGAUUUAUUACGAGCUUUAGCGAGUAAUAAAUUGCCUCAGUAUAUUUACAACAGCGAAAAGAGUGCUUUAAUUAAGGCCUUAGUUAAUACUUUUUCAUUAUCUGCUACAAAUAUUAUUUUUAAAACUGCAGAAUGGACUCUUGUUGGUCUUGUAAUUAUCAAAAUGCUAAGUAUGAUAGAUCCACAACUAAAAUUUUUAUUAUCAAGUAAACAGGCAUCAAUGUAUAUCUCAAUGAUUUUGAUGUCAUAUAAGUUGGACCCAAAUUAUUUGGACAGACUAAUGAUGGAAUUGAUUAAUGACAUAAAUAUAUCGAAUGUCGAUAAUAUCACAAAUACGUGAUUAAAUUAUGUACGUUUUAUAAUCGUUUUAAGUAAAAAAUAUGUAUUUUCGAGACACAUUGGAUCUGUGUAUGUUUAUAUUUUAUGUAAAGUAAAAGAUAA
Messenger RNA from Megachile rotundata (alfalfa leafcutting bee), 2308 nucleotides. RefSeq names its product putative RNA polymerase II subunit B1 CTD phosphatase RPAP2. The record is from RefSeq and is a predicted model, not a curated record. Lineage: Eukaryota; Metazoa; Arthropoda; Insecta; Hymenoptera; Megachilidae. Gene Ontology annotation, molecular function: RNA polymerase core enzyme binding; RNA polymerase II CTD heptapeptide repeat phosphatase activity. Gene Ontology annotation, cellular component: cytoplasm; nucleus.